ACUCUGCCGUCUCCUGAUCUCGCUCCCUCUCUCUUCGCCGAACAGGAAGUGUUGCCGGACCGGAAGCGGGUGACGACCCGGAGCUACCUGCCCAUCUCGCCGGUGGACACCGACAGCAGCCGAAACUUCACCUGCGUGGCCAGAAACCCGGCGGUGCCGACGGGCAAACGGGCCACCGUGACCCUCAACGUCCACCACCCUCCCACGGUGACCCUGUCCAUCGAACCUCGCUCCGUCCUGGAGGGCGAGAGGGUCACCUUCACCUGUCAGGCCACAGGGAACCCUCCCAUCAUUGGCUUCAGGUGGGCAAAGGGCGGCGUGCUGCUGGAGGGCGCCCGGGAAAGCGUGUUCGUCACCACGGCGGAUCACUCCUUCUUCACCGAGCCCGUCUCCUGCCAGGUCUUCAACGUCGUGGGAAGCACCAACGUCAGCAUCCUGGUGGACGUGCACUUUGGACCGAUACUGGUAGUGGAGCCGAGGCCGGUCACGGUAGACGUGGACUCUGACGUCACUCUGAACUGCAAGUGGUCUGGGAACCCCCCUCUCACCCUGACCUGGACCAAGAAGGGCUCCAGCAUGGUGCUCAGCAACAACAACCAGCUGUACCUGAAGUCGGUGAGCCAGGCCGACGCAGGCCAGUACGUCUGCAAGGCCAUCGUGCCCCGGAUCGGCGUGGGAGAGACGGAGGUCACGCUCACCGUCAACGGCCCCCCCAUCAUCUCCAGCGACCCCGUCCAGUACUCCGUCAGAGGGGAGCGAGGCGAGAUCAAGUGCUACAUCGCCAGCACCCCCCCGCCCGAUAAGAUCGUGUGGGCGUGGAAGGAGAACGUGUGGGAGAAGGAGAAGGGCACCCUGAUGGAGAGGUACACCGUGGAGCAGAGCAAGCCUCCGUCCCAGGGCGGGGCCGUGGUCUCCACCCUCACCAUCAACAACGUCAUGGAGUCUGACUUCCACUCGCCCUACAACUGCACCGCCUGGAACGCCUUCGGACCCGGGACCAUGAUCAUCACCCUGGAGGAGACCGAUAUUGUCCCGGUGGGAAUAAUCGCCGGUGGGACGGUGGGCUCCUUCAUCCUGCUGCUUCUGGUCCUGCUGGCGCUCGCCUUCUUCCUCUACCGCCAACGCAAAGGCAGCCGCCGGGGCGUCACCCUCGGUAAACCCGACAUCAAGGUAGAGACGGUCAACAAGGAGACGCACGGCCUGGAGGAGGAGGCGGCCGACGUCUCCACGGCAACGCGGAUGGUCAAGGCCAUGUACUCACCGUUCAAAGACGACAUGGACCUGAAGCAGGACAUCCGGAGCGAGAGCGACACCCGGGAGGAGUACGAGCUCAAGGACCCGACCAACGGCUACUACAACGUCCGGGCCACCAGCCACGACGAAGCUCGCCCCCAGUCCCGCGCCGUCCACUACCAGGGCGAGUUCCGCGCCCCCAACCCCAACGCCGGACCGGCCGGCGCCGCUUCCGGCGGACCGCCGGCGGGCGCCAGCGGUGCCGUUCCCCCCAGCGGCGUGCCGGGCUCCAGGGCGGGCUGCUACGACCCGCGGCCCCCGUCCAGGAUGUCCCACGCCACCUACGCCCAGUUCAACACCUUCGCCAGGGCGGCGCAGAGCCAGCAGGCGCCUCCCGUCCCGGCUCUCCAAUCGCCAGGCGAUUACCCCGGAGACCUGCUGGACAGCACGCCACAGCUGGCCUACGACCCCUACGGGUACCCCUCCCAGUACCCCAGCUACCGCACGGGCUUCGCUCCCACCAUGGAGGAAGGUCCGGCCUACGAGAUGUAUCCGACGGGCCAAGGGCCAGGACCAGGACCAGGACCAGGACCAGGACCGGAACCAGGACCAGGACAGGGACCGGGCCCGGGGCAACAAAGUCCCGAAACCGGUCUGGGGCAGUAUGGAACCUCCACUCGCUUCUCAUAUUCGUCUCCACCCUCUGACUAUUCCCAAAGACACACACAGCGGAUGCAGACUCAUGUUUGAGGAACACACACACACACACACACACACACACACACACACACACACUUUGACUGGCGUUUUGCAGUUGCAGUACUUAUAACGCUAAAGAACCUGAAUAUAUCAAAUACCCAUUGUUCUUUUUCUCCAUGGCGUCCGGUGCUCGGCGCCGCGUUCGUCUCUCUGGACCAAUGAGAACGAGUCAGCAGCUCCUCGCGUGAUCCAGCAGCAACACGAGCAAAAAGUGCAGAGCGACAGCAGACUUUGAGUUUGUGCUCCGACAAAAGCGACGGCGAGAACCACAAUCGAGAGCGCAGAGACUGAAGAGCAGACGGGCACUUUGAAGGAGGAACCGGAGGAACCGACUCUUCACGUCCAUCACAUCUCUGUAAAUAAGCGCAAAUGGAGAUUUGGCUGAUUUGGGAGUUAUUUCCUUGUAGAAGCGUGAUGCGGCGCAGUGACAUGCAGCAGUGUAAUACACAUGUUUAUGCAUUUUCUGACUGUUGCAAAACAAAAACAACACGUACACGUCUUGAAAGACUCACUGGUUUCGAUGUAUUGCAGCAACGCGGCAGCUUGGACCAUGAAUAUAUUUGGCAUUUUUAUUCGGUGAUAUUCGGACCAGAGUGCCGAUGCUUCUGUGCCGACAACCUAUUGAACAAUGUGUUCUUUUGUAAAGAGCGGAUGAGGAUGGGGGGGGCGGGGGGGGGUCUGGACUCAGAGGUUUUGUAGGAGUCUCGCGUGAGAGGGAAGGAGGAGGAGGAGCAGUGGUAGCAGACGUCCCUCUACGCUCGCUCUCCUCCUCCUGACUCACUUUGAAGCGUUUCUAGACUUCAUCUUUCACUCGAGGUCGACGCUGUAAACUGUAUUUGUGAUACGAGGUUUUGGCCGCAGCGCUUUUUCAUUCUGGCAGUUUGUACAAAGAGAAACUUCCCUCGAGUGUCCAGAA
This is a messenger RNA of Gasterosteus aculeatus aculeatus (three-spined stickleback), 2908 nucleotides long. The record is from RefSeq and is a predicted model, not a curated record. Lineage: Eukaryota; Metazoa; Chordata; Actinopteri; Perciformes; Gasterosteidae.